GAUUCACGUUAUUAUUUAUACGUUUGCACAUUGUGAAUUUGUACUACAUAAGUUAACAAUUAUACUUACAUAAAUAAAAAAUAAAUCUCAUCUUUUCUCAAUUUUUUUUGUUCUUUUUUCAAUUUUGUUGUGUUCGCGUGUGAAUUUUGUGGGACCAAUGAGUAUACAUAUAUGUAUACUCUGCCAUCUCCCUUCCUUUAUUUAUCAAAAUCCAAGGUCAUAACCGAGCCAUGUCUCUGAUUGGAUGCUCGACAACACGUUUGUGCAGGUUCACUCUUGUCUGACUGGGCCAGAGCUUCUGGCACUUGCUUCUUUCAGUCACUUGCUUCAGUCGUGUGUAACUUCGCAGACGUGUUCCGUUCGCCUCAGGUCUGCUAAGUCGAGAACGUUUUGGGUGAACAAAAGUGAAUGAGUUUGUCAAAGUGGAGAAACAAGUUAAAUGAUUUUGAGAUUCAAAUUUAUAUUAUUAAAUUACUUGCCAGAAGGUUGAUAUUGCUCCUGUACGUCAGAGUAAAAUAAAUUUAACAAAAUGGGAUCUAUCUCUGACUAUUUGUGUAAAACUAAAAUAGAUGCAAUAAUGUUUUCCUCGCUAUUUUUUAUACACAAAACUACAUGUCUCGGUAAAGUUUAAUUUUAUUGUUAAACCUAACAUUGUUAUUUUGUUGAUUGUCAGUGCGCGUACUGCAAUAAGUUUUUAUAAUUAUUAUUUUUUAGUCGUGGCGACAACAAGUAUAUGUCUUUUUGGCUUUAUUGGUCAUUGUACAAGAAUCUAACGCAGCGGCGUUAGUAUGUACAAAAGACGAUGAAUGUCCAGAAGGACAAUAUUGUUACAUGAAGACUAGUUGCGCGCCUUUUACUAAUUGUUCGGCUAUGUUUAACCGAAGAGAAACUGAUUCACCAGCGCGUGACUCUCAUCAUUGUGGAGAUUGUAUCGACGGGUUUGUUGAAGACGAGUAUAUAAAUGGUGAACGACCAGAUAAAUGUAAAAGUAAGGCCGAAAUUGAGAGAAAAAAAGACAAUAAAGAUAAUACAAACACACUUUUCUAUUUGAAAACAAUUCUACCUAUACUGGGAGGAUUAAUAGCUUGCGGAACUACAGUUUAUGUUCUAAGCUAUUGGUUUUGUUGGAGAAAAUUCUCAAAGUUUUUCAAUGGAUGCUGCACAAAUGAGGACCACCAAUGUGUUGAUAAUGAACAACCUGAAGAUCAAUGUGCUGCUAACAUAGAUAUGUUGUUACCAAUACCUAGUGCCCCUCGAGAUGAGACUAAUCUAUUUGAAGAUGAAAAUAACAUCCCAAAUGACAAAAAGAAAAAGACAUGCAUAGAAACGCAACGUGCUACAGUGUUUGUACCACCAUCGUAUGUUAACCAUGCAAAUUAUGGUACGAAUGAGUUAUACCAUUCAAUAGACGAUACUUCUCAUCAAGAAGCUAUUCCAUUAAAUACAUCGAACGGGUCACGUUCUACGGGCAUUUCUAUGGAAGGUGCAGCAAAUACAGACAACAAUUAUACUAAUAAUAAUAAUAAUAAUAACGCUCAAUAUACUGAGAAUACAUCUUUUGAUAGACAAAACAUCGUGGUUAGUCAAACUAAUUAUAUCAACUUAUCUUUGUAAUUAUAUGUUAUAAUUACGUAUACAAUUAUAUACAGGAUGUCUGAUAAUGACCGUAUAACCGCUC
Messenger RNA from Pseudomyrmex gracilis, 1678 nucleotides. RefSeq lists its product as uncharacterized. The transcript has 7 exons. Lineage: Eukaryota; Metazoa; Arthropoda; Insecta; Hymenoptera; Formicidae. Bases 832 to 1614 code for a protein of 260 amino acids. The record is from RefSeq and is a predicted model, not a curated record.